Molecule: messenger RNA, 1206 nt
Organism: Hypoxylon trugodes
Lineage: Eukaryota; Fungi; Ascomycota; Sordariomycetes; Xylariales; Hypoxylaceae
Product: Vps51/Vps67-domain-containing protein
Exons: 2
Coding region: 129-1040 (303 amino acids)
Biological process (GO): endocytic recycling; Golgi organization; lysosomal transport
Cellular component (GO): EARP complex; membrane; GARP complex
Source: RefSeq, a predicted model, not a curated record
GCUGUAAUCUGUAAACUUCGACCUCACAACAAUACCUACUCCUAUAUCGAAGAGCUGCCCUUCUACCCUCCGCAAAUUGCUACUCCUAAAAUAAAGACCCUAUAGAGAAACCUAUAUAAAGCGACAAAAUGUCAACAAUAGCUUCCCCCCGUGACCCCCCUCGACGCACGAGUUCAUACCAAGCCGGCGGCACGACACCAACCUCAUCCACACGACCCAGUCUCGAUUCCUCGCGAUCGCCCAUUGGAUCACCGAACCCGAAUGUAGGCAGCAACAAUGUAGCGGCUCCGAAUACGAAUACCGGAACGAGGCGAAACCGCGCCGCACUGCGCGAAUAUUAUAACCUAAAAAAACAGCAGCCACCACAAGUCGCGGUAACAGACCCGUUUGGUGAAACAUCGGGUGAACCUGGACAGGAACAAUACUCAGAGGUGCCGCCUGGUGAGAUGGAUAAGGAGGGUUUUGAUGCGGAUACCUUUGUGAAGAAGGCCCUAGCUGAGAAUGGUAUGGAGGAGCUGCUACGAUUAUACACACGUGUUUUGGGCGAGACGAGGGCGUUGGACGCCGAGAAAAAAGCGCUAGUCUACGAUAAUUAUAGCAAGUUAAUCACAGCUACGGAGACGAUACGAAAGAUGAGAACGAAUAUGGAUCCAUUAAAUCCAAUGGCUUCUACGCUCGACCCAGCAAUUGCUCAGAUAUACUCCCAAGCCUCUGCAAUACGCGACUCGCUACGAAAAUCGGUUCCACCCCCUGAUACGGCUAAGGCUGAAGCGGAGGAAGUACGUCGAAGGAAGGCACGGACGAAACAGCUAGCUAUCGAGGUUCUAGACGCCCCGGACAGAAUACGAGCACUUGUGAGCGAAGGGCGACUAGAGGAUGCGAGACAAGCUUGGAAAAUGCCGCGAAGACUUCUAUUGGUUUGGAAGGAACAAGGUAUUGGUGGUCCUGACGUGGAAGCCUGUAUAGAGGAUGGUGAUGCAGCUCUUGAAGGCGAGCCGAGCAAAGGUAGUUGGCGGGAUUUGGAUUCGAAAGCCUCAUGAUGACUGAGUAUUCUACGAUUGACAAAUUCCCGCAUUGAAGGCCCACGACCUACGACAAGUUGCCCUAGGUUCUUCCGCCGAGACACGUUAGGUGACGAGGGAACGUGCCAUCUUAAUUGCCAUACCGAUGGGUCCGGGCAGCAAGUUGGAAUUCCUUAAGCUAAAC